CAGAACGUAGAUCAAAAAUGAAAUCGAAAAUGUCCUUUGAAAUGUGUAAUUUGUCAAUAUUCAAAAUAUGAAGUAAUUUAUAACUAUUUACAAGUUGAUUGUUUCAUAUUUACUUGGAAACCCACCAUAUACACCAAUACAUCUGUUUUGUUAUUACGUGAUAUAUUUUUUCCUAGAACCGGUGGAGGUUAUGAAAUGAGAACAUCUUUUUAAUUUAUUAUUUUUUCUGAAACCCUAUUGAAAGGUUAUGAAAUACUAAACAAACUGAAGUUAUUACGUAAACAUGUCGAGAAUUCUGCACAAUCGUUUGAGAUCAUCAUAUAAAAAAUCAGCACAAUGGACAAUUGUAGACAAGAGAGCCGUGGCAUUCUCCGUGUGGACGGGUCGCAGCGUACUCCUGCACAAGCCCAUAGACACCAGUCAUGUGCAACGGAGGAAGUACGGCAUGCUGGUUGCAAGAGCCGUCAGGGGGAUGCUGAAGAUUAGGUACCUGGUCCUCGGAGGUGCUCUUGGUGGGGGAAUGACUUUGAAUAAGAAAUAUGCAGAAUGGAAGGACGGUCUACCCGACAUGGGCUGGCUGAACGACCUGCUGCCUGACAAUGACCAAUGGGAUCAGUUCACUACCACCCUCAUUAAUGCUAAGGAGAGGAUCGGAGACAACCUGCAGAUAGGUGCGCCACUGACGCUGUCGCUGCACAUAGAUCCUCGGCUGCGGGAAGCGGGGCUGGCGCGGGCGGGCGAGCUCAAGGCCUGGCUGGCGCAGCGCUACGAGGAUGCCGUGGCUGCGGCCGCUGCCAACAAUGCUAGUCUUGUGGAAAUUUCAGAGCAACCGCAGAAGAUUGUGAACAACUUGCAAAGUCGGCCGAUGCCGUCCGUUGCUCGGGGUCCCAACGAAGAUACUACUGCUUAUGAGAAGCGCGUCCACGCACUACAAGAAGAGGUGCUAGCGCUGCAAGCUCGCUACCAGCGCGAGCUGCAGCGCCUGGAGCAGGAGAACAGGGAACUGCGGCAGCAGAACAUGCUGCUGCGUCAGGGGAGACAGCCCAGCACUAGGAAGAUGAAGCGUUCCCUGAUCGACAUGUACUCGGCAGUGCUGGACGAGCUGUCGGGCUGGGACGCGGGCGACACGGACCGGCUGCCGCGCGUGGUGGUGGUGGGCGACCAGUCGGCCGGCAAGACCUCCGUGCUCGAGAUGAUCGCGCAGGCCCGCAUCUUCCCGCGCGGCGCCGGGGAGAUGUGCACCAGAGCUCCAGUGAAAGUGACGCUAUCAGAGGGUCCGUACCACGUGGCGCAGUUCCGCGACUCGGCGCGGGAGUUCGAUCUCAACAAGGAGUCUGAUCUCGCUGAUUUGAGGAAGGAAGUAGAACUCCGUAUGCGCAACAGCGUCCGCGGCGGCCGCACCGUCUCCACCGAGGUCAUCUCCAUGGCCGUCAAGGGACCCGGCCUGCAUCGCAUGGUGUUGGUGGACCUGCCCGGUGUCAUCUCUACACAAACAGUGGACAUGGCGUCGGACACUCGCGACGCUAUCAAACAGAUGACGAAGCAGUACAUGGACAACCCCAACGCUAUUAUACUUUGCAUACAGGACGGUUCAGUAGACGCGGAGCGCAGCAACGUGACGGACUUGGUGUCGUCGUGUGACCCGAGCGGCAAGCGAACCAUCUUCGUGCUCACCAAAGUCGAUCUCGCUGAGGAGAAUCUCGCUAAUCCUAACCGGAUCCGUCGCAUCCUAGAAGGCAAGUUGUUCCCCAUGAGAGCUCUGGGCUACUACGCCGUGGUCACUGGACGAUCGCGCAAGGACGACUCCAUACAAAGCAUCAGGGAAUAUGAAGAGAGGUUCUUCCGAUCGUCGAAACUAUUUAAGGACGGGCUGGUAACGCCGUCGCAGGUGACGACCCGCAACCUGUCGCUGGCGGUGGCGGACUGCUUCUGGCGCAUGGUGCGGGCGUCGGUGGAGCAGCAGGCCGACGCCUUCAAGGCCAUGCGCUUCAACCUCGAGACCGAGUGGAAGAACACCUUCCCCAGACAACGCGAACUAGACCGCGACGAACUAUUCGAGCGAGCUAGAGCUGAGCUACUCGACCAAUCAGCCGAACUAUCGGCCGUAGCGGCCGCAGCCUGGGAACUGCGGCUGCAGCAGGCUCUGUGGCAAGCCGCGGCUGAUAGAGUCUUCGGCAACAUCUACCUACCCGCGGCCGCUAAUGCGCAGGCUGAUGUCGUUUCUCUGCCGGUGCCGCGGCCUCUAAAGCUGAAUGCGGCGGAUGGCACCCCGGCGCCCUCGAUAUGGUUGGACCCUUACGAUUAUGAUUCUAACAAAUUCAACACAGCAGUAGACAUAAAGCUCCGCGAAUGGGCAGAAGCCGAACUCCCCAACGCUUCCAUCCGAGCUGGUCGCGAGGCCCUACGCGAGGAGUUCUCCGAGCUGAUGGCUCGGGCUCGGGACUCGGACCCGGUGUACGAGCCCGUGAAGAAGGAGGCUGUUGAGGAGGCGCUGAGGAGGCACCAGUGGGAGGAUCGGGCGCAGGACGUGCUACGAGUGCUACAACUGAACGCGCUACAGGACCGCUGCGUAUCAUCGCGUCAGGACUGGGACGCCGCCGUGUCGCUCAUGGACCAGGCCCUCAAGCAGCGCCUCGACAUCACGCACCAAGAGCUCAAGGAACUUACCGGACCCGGUAUGAAAGAGCGCUGGCUAUACUGGCAGUCACCAUCAGACGAACAAUCCCGACGCAGCGAAGUCAGAGCUGAACUGGAAAGACUUGGAGUAGCCAGACCAGUCCUAGCGUAUGAUGAGGUGGUCGCCGUCAGAGAUAACCUUAGGAGGAAGGGCAUUGAGGUCGAUAAUGACUAUAUAAGGGAGACUUGGAAACCUGUUUACCUUAGGAAUUUCCUUCAGCGUGCACAAACCCGAGCCCGCGACUGUCGGAAGAGCUUCUACCUGUACAGCCAACAGAAUGGAAACGGGAAAGAAUGCUGCGAAGUAGUAAUGUUUUGGCGAGUGCAGCAAACGUUACGUACCACCGCCAACGCGCUGCGGCAACAGAUCGGCAACCGCGAGGCCGCCCGCCUGGACCGCGAGCUCAGGGAGGUCUUAGACGAGAUGGCAGCCGACCCGGAACUAAAGAAGAAACUGUUAUCCGGCAGAAGAGUAGAGCUAGCAGAAGAACUUAAGCGAGUGAGACAAGUCCAGGAGAAACUAGAGGAAUUCAUAGAGGCGCUUAACAAAGAGAAAUAGUUGAUAAUUGUACAUUGUAGUUACGCGAUAUGUAUGUACUCUAUACUUAGCGGAUCAAUCGCCAAUGCACUUGUCAUUAACAUUGUUAUAUAAAAGCUGUUUCCUGCGGUUUCACCCGCGUCCACUGGGAACUACUGCCCGUCAUCUUCCGAGCCUUUUUCCCAACUAUGUUGGAGUCGGCUACCAGUCUUACCAGAUGCAGCUGAGUACCAGUGUGCAUGGAGCGACCUCCUCAACCCAGUUACAGUACCCGUUGGUGAGACCGGUGUCUGACUACCCGUAAUGACUGCCAAGGAUGUACAAUGACAGCUGGGUUAACACCUAGAUACUUUAUCGUAUCUGGAUAAAACAUAGCCUAUGCUACUCAAGGAUAAUGUAGCUUCCCAACAGUGAAAGAAUUUUUAAAUGCGGCUUAGAAGUUUCGGCCCCUUUAUGUUGAUAUAAAAGUAAAAAUUCACCUAAAAACUAGUGUAAAUAAUACCUAUUUGUCGUUUAAAAAGUAUUUUUCAUUCUAUCCUUAUUUAUGGAAUGUACCAGCAAUUGAUUUUGUUUAUUUUCGUUAUGAAUAUGGGGAAUAAAGGAAAGGAAGUGAUUAGUAUAUUUCAUCUACCCUUGAUAACUAGUGUGCGUCACAUAACUUUGCAAAUAGGAAGUAACUUACUACCACUUAAUUUGACGGCUGAUGUGGUUUGUUAAUAUAUUUUUAAUUGUAGCCAACUUCGGACAAGCAAAGCUUCUCGACAAUAUCUGUACGAAUAAAUUCGCAACGAGUCAAAAAAACUUAAUGAUUACAAAGUUAUGUAACUGUAGGAGUUAUUAAAAAGAUUAAUUCGUAAUAUGGAAUUUAGACUGUUUAUUGAAAGUCUAAUAAAGCAUUUCUACUGGCAACAAUUUUUUUUUUUCUUUACUGAUCACUGUUACAAUAAUGACAAAAAUUCACCUAUGUGUAAACUAUGAAAUAUGUAUGGUUUCAUAUAACAGGCAUUUUUACGUAAACCCAUGAAGAAAAGUGUAUGAUUGAUUUAGUUUGUAUCUUGUAUGAUUAUUUAUAAUGUGACAAACCAGUGUAAAUGGUAUUAUGUACUUUUAGGUAGUUCCUAAGUAAUUUGGGAGUAAAAAUACCUUUACUUUUCGAGUUCUUCCUAUGAAGGUAGCACUAGACUUUAGUUAGUUAGAAAUUGUUAACGAAAUGAGCAAGAGUUAUUUUUCAUGUUUUGCCCAACUGUGGGAAAUGAAAUGGCAAGUUUUGGCUGAUGUAUAUGUAAAUUUAGACUAAGAACUAUAUUCAAACGAUUCUAUUAAAAGUUCUAAUGAUAACAGAAAUGGUAUUUUUGAGGCCUAUGACCAACUGUGGAUCGUAUAACUAAUGAAUAUCUCAAUAAAUAGAUUAUAACUGUUAUAUAACUGGUCAUAGUUUAUAAGGUAAGAUUAUAAUGUUACCAAAUAUCUAGUUGAUGUUAUAUUUUUGUCGUGUAAUCAGCUGAUUUUUCAUGUAAUUUAAUUUCAAGCUAUUUACUCAUAUAUCACUUCUACUGUAUUUAUGGAUUCACAUAAUUUUCAAUUUUCACUUAAUUCUUAUUACGCUACUCAGAUAAAAUAAAUCUUAUGUACUACCUAGCUAGACCUUUUUGAAGCAAUUAUGAUUUUGUAAAUGAUGUAUGAAAAGUUACAUUUUGCAAAUGUAUAGUUUCAAAUUUAUAAAUAACUAUUUGAAUGGGCAUACAUACUUAUGAUAAAUGAAGUGAAUAAAUGUUCCCUUUGUUAACAAAUGCAUUGGCGAUAGUCCCUAUGUUGUAUUAUUUUGUUAUUAAUUUAACUGCUUGAUCUAAGUUGUCUUUUAAUAAAACGUUAAGAAAAU
Messenger RNA from Helicoverpa zea (corn earworm), 5093 nucleotides. RefSeq names its product dynamin-like 120 kDa protein, mitochondrial (gene Opa1). The record is from RefSeq and is a predicted model, not a curated record. The transcript has 22 exons. The coding region runs from base 284 to 3235 and encodes 983 amino acids. Gene Ontology annotation, cellular component: mitochondrial membrane; microtubule; cytoplasm. Gene Ontology annotation, molecular function: GTP binding; GTPase activity; microtubule binding. Gene Ontology annotation, biological process: mitochondrial fusion. NCBI's taxonomy places the organism in Eukaryota, Metazoa, Arthropoda, Insecta, Lepidoptera, Noctuidae.